GUGGUGCGGAAGAAGCGAAUGAAGCCAAAGCCGGAGCUUAGCGAGGAGUUCAAGCAGUCCGACAGUGUCUACUUCAGAAAGACCGGCAACGAAUCCGUGGUAGGAAGCGGCACAUAUGGCAAGGUGUACAAGGCAAUACAUGUAUACACCGGCGGCAUGGUGGCAUUGAAGAAGAUUCGCAUGGAAGGUGAGCGCGAUGGGUUUCCGGUGACCGCAAUUCGUGAGAUCAAGCUCCUUCAGUCGCUCAACCACAUUAACGUGGUUCCUCUCCUCGAAGUCAUGGUCGAGCGCAACGAUUGUUUCAUGGUCUUUGAGUACUUAUCCCACGACUUGACGGGUCUCCUCAACCACCCCACGUUCGUGCUCACAGCUGCUCACAAGAAGCACCUCGCCAAACAGCUGUUCGAAGCUCUGGACUAUCUGCAUAAGAGAGGUGUCUUGCACCGCGACAUCAAGGCCGCGAACAUCCUGAUAUCGAACACUGGCGAACUCAAGCUUGCCGACUUUGGUCUCGCACGCUUCUACCAGAAGCGACAAAAGCAGGACUACACGAAUCGGGUCAUCACCAUCUGGUAUCGAAGUCCGGAGCUCUUAUUGGGUGAGACUCAGUACGGCCCGGCUGUCGAUAUCUGGAGUGCUGCGUGCGUGCUCGUGGAGAUCUUCACCCGUCACGCCAUAUUCCCUGGCGAUGGAAGUGAAAUAAAUCAGCUGGACAAGAUCUACAAUGUGCUCGGAACACCGUCACGUAGCGAGUGGCCUGGUAUCUCGGAGCUGCAAUGGUAUGAGCUGCUUCGACCAACCCAACGCUUGCCGAACACAUUUGCAGAGAAAUACAAGGAGCGAGUAAGCGCAGAAGCUUUUGAACUUCUGCAGGCCAUGUUCUUGUAUGAUCCUGCGACCCGACCCACAGCAGCCGAUGUGCUCGAGCAUCCUUACUUUACAACGGAAGAGCCAAAGCCUGCUCAGGUGGUGGAGUUGGCUGAACUGGAAGGCGAUUGGCACGAAUUCGAGAGCAAAGCACUCAGGAAGGAGAAGGAGAGAGCCGAGAAGGAAGCACGACGGAAGGAACGCGAGCUUCGGGAUAGUGAGAAGAGGAAGGCAGAAGAUGCUGCGGGUGGAGCUGAUGCGAAGAAGCUGAAGCCUGCUGUUGCGGAGGGACAAGUAUAGAAUGCCGCUCUCGAAGCGAUGAAGCGGCGCUAUGGAUGGAUAGCUCCUGCAGCGUGAUGCUGUCGGGCACGAUAAAGCACUCGUUCGCCAGCCAGGUGUGUAGGCAUCAGACAGGGCCAUAUGGACAAGCUAUAUCAUUG
Pseudocercospora fijiensis CIRAD86 is the source of this 1307-nucleotide messenger RNA. It is a transcript of the gene LSK1, whose product is annotated as serine/threonine protein kinase, CMGC family, CDC2/CDK subfamily. Gene Ontology annotation, biological process: positive regulation of transcription elongation by RNA polymerase II; transcription elongation by RNA polymerase II; protein phosphorylation. The record is from RefSeq and is a predicted model, not a curated record. Gene Ontology annotation, molecular function: cyclin-dependent protein serine/threonine kinase activity; ATP binding; RNA polymerase II CTD heptapeptide repeat kinase activity. The transcript has 2 exons. Gene Ontology annotation, cellular component: cyclin/CDK positive transcription elongation factor complex; nucleus. Bases 19 to 1167 code for a protein of 382 amino acids. Lineage: Eukaryota; Fungi; Ascomycota; Dothideomycetes; Mycosphaerellales; Mycosphaerellaceae.